Orcinus orca (killer whale) is the source of this 2281-nucleotide messenger RNA. It is a transcript of the gene NBL1, whose product is annotated as NBL1, DAN family BMP antagonist. NCBI's taxonomy places the organism in Eukaryota, Metazoa, Chordata, Mammalia, Artiodactyla, Delphinidae. Gene Ontology annotation, biological process: animal organ morphogenesis. The record is from RefSeq and is a predicted model, not a curated record. Gene Ontology annotation, molecular function: BMP binding; receptor ligand activity. The transcript is spliced from 5 exons. The coding region runs from base 404 to 1048 and encodes 214 amino acids.
GCGCUGACGGGGGAUGGGGGUGGGGAAGCAAUUUGUCAACAAGGAGCCCCUCACCCUUUGUUACUGUGGAAACCACCAGCCUCCUGAAACUCCUCCAGUUGCUGGGGCCGCUUGGGUGUGGUUUGCCUUUGGUUGGGGCCAAAGAAAAGGCGAGGCUGGAGCAUUUCGUCGGUGACCCCCCCAUCCCCACCCUUGCGAGCUGGACCUCUUUCUCUUGGGCCUGUGUGCUAGAGGGUGGACCCAGGAGGAUGUGCUGUGCAUUAGCCGCAUAUAUCUUCAUCCUUUUAGAGUGAAAUUUCCAACUGAGUUCUCUCCUUCUCCCCACCCCCACCCCCAAGGGUCGCAGACUGCGGGAGCGGGCAGGGAUGCUGGUGAAGUCUGCAGUGGGACUUCUGCUGAGCAGAUGUGUAGGCCGGCCCUGCAGCAGCUCAUUAGCAUCGAUUUGUUUUGGAGACAGUUUUCAGUCAGGAGGGUCUGCGGGCAGGCGGGCCUGAGGGCUCCAAAGGUCACGGGCACGAUGCUUCGGGUCCUGGUGGGGGCUCUCCUCCCCGCCAUGCUGCUGGCUGCUCCACCGCCCAUCAACAAGCUGGCACUGUUCCCGGAUAAGAGCGCCUGGUGCGAGGCCAAGAACAUCACCCAGAUCGUGGGCCACAGCGGCUGUGAGGCCAAGUCCAUCCAGAACAGGGCGUGCCUGGGACAGUGCUUCAGCUACAGCGUUCCCAAUACCUUCCCGCAGUCUACAGAGUCCCUGGUGCACUGCGACUCGUGCAUGCCGGCCCAGUCCAUGUGGGAGAUCGUGACCUUGGAGUGCCCUGGCCAUGAGGAGGUGCCCAGGGUGGACAAGCUGGUGGAAAAGAUCCUGCACUGCAGCUGCCAGGCAUGCGGCAAGGAGCCCAGUCACGAGGGGCUGAGCGUCUAUGUGCAGGGCGAGGAUGCGCAGGGCUCCCAGCCCGGCCUCCACUCCCACCCGCACCCUGGCGGGCAGCCCCCCGAGCCCGAGGAUCCCCCUGGGGCCCCCCAUGCAGAGGAAGAGGGGGCUGAGGACUGAGGCCCCCGACUCUUCCUCCCCUCUCGUUCCCUGUGGAAUGUGGGGUCUCACCCUCCCGGGGAAGAGUUGGGGGAGAGGCUGAAGCCCCCCUUUGGCACUGGAUGGACUUGGAUUCAGACUUGGACUUGGAAUGCUUCCCGGUUGCCACGGAGAUCUGAAGGGGGUGGGACUGGCGCCAAGCUGCACAAUUUAAUAUAUUCACGAGUUGGGGGGAAGAAGCAGAGGUGUUCAGGGUUCUUCAUCGGAGGGGGGUUCUCUUCUUUUCUGCCUCCUAGACAUGUGCCCUGGGGAGGGGGAUAGUUGGCUAAGCUGCUGAGUUGGGGUGAGGCCAUCCAAGACGCGCCAAGGCCCGCACGGCCCCUCGGUGGGGCCGGGCCCUGAGCUGGGGUUGGGCGCCUUGCCCUUGGCAGCCCUGAGGCAGGGCUAGGAAGACCACUGGCAGAAAGAAGCAGGACGCUCCAGCCCCACCGGCUUCCCCAAAGGCCUCGCACCCCCGUCCCCAGGGCAGCUUCUCCCCGGUGGCCCUCCCUCAGUGGCAUGGUUGGGAGUCAGGCCUGGGCAGGACCCUGCUGCCUCCCGGCCCUGGAGCUGGGAGCCAGGCUCCCUGCCUGCCUUGGCUUUCGGGGGGGCGGGGAGGAAGGCAGGGGAGGAGGAGCCUUGCUGGGCCAGGGGGAGGGGAUGACGCCCUCGACCAGAGGGCAUCCUUCCCUCCUCGCCCUCUCCCAGAUCUUAGUGCCUCUCCCUGCCCCCCAGGUUCUAGGCCCCUCAAAGCUGAUAGAGCCAGCCUCACCCUCUUGGGAAGCUCUUUCUGAAUAUCGGAUGCUGGGGAGGGGUCUCCCUUCCCCGGAGGUUCCCAGGGGGGACCUGGGUGGGAUGGAUUCUGGAUGAGCCUCAAGGAACGGGGAAGGGGAGGGGUGAGGGCGCGUGGGGCGGCUGUGUUCACUGUGGCUCUGCAGCUGCCAAGUCCCCUCCCCCCACUCCUCGCAGCCGCACUUUAGCCCUAGAGGGGGUGCGGGGCCCCGGGGUGGGGGGCUGGGCAGGGGGGCAGGGAAGAACGCCCCUCCGUACCCGCAGCUGCCUGCGUCUGCUCUUCUGUCCCAGGGCUGCUGCCAGCCCCGCCAGCCCCCUGCCCGGGGGUGCCCCGGCCCUCACGGCUAUUCCGACAAGAGCUCUGGAGCUUGUAACCAGUAGGAUGGACCCCGAGUUUUCUCAUGAAUAAAUUCGUUCAACACC